AUGUCCAGUGAUCUAGCAGCUGAAUUGGGGUUUGAUCCAACCUUAAAGAAGAAGAAGAAGUCAAAGAAGGUAGCUACAGAAAACUGCGAUGAAACUGCUUCUGACAAGCCAGCCACAGAAUCAAAUGAAGAUGAUUUAUUUGCUGGUAUGAAGAAAAAGAAGAAGAAGUCUAAGUCAACUUCUAAGAGCGCUGAUGCUAUUAACGGUGAAAUUGAUGAAGCCUCUGAAGCUUUGGGCGAAUUAAGUUUAAAGAAGAAAAAGAAGAAGAAGACUAAGGAAGCUAAUCUAGAUGAAUUUGAAAAAGAGUUGGCUAAAGCUGGUGUUGUUGUUGAUGAAAAUAAAGAAGAAACUCCAUCUAAUGAAUCUACUUUGCAAGAAGAUAUAGGUCUACCAUACCAAGAUUUAUUAUCUAGAUUUUUCACUAUUUUAAGAGCUAACAACCCUGAAUUAGCGGGCGAUAGAUCAGGUCCUAAAUUCAAAAUUCCACCACCAGUUUGUUUGCGUGAUGGUAAGAAAACUAUUUUUGCUAAUAUUGAAGAUAUUUCAGAAAAAUUGCAAAGAUCUACUGAACAUUUAAUUCAAUAUUUAUUUGCUGAAUUAGGUACCUCAGGUUCUGUUGAUGGUCAAAAGAGAUUAGUUAUCAAAGGUAAGUUUCAAUCUAAACAAAUGGAAAGUGUUUUAAGAAGGUAUAUUAUGGAAUAUGUUACAUGUAAGACUUGUAAGAGUAUUAACACUGAAUUGAAGAAAGAACAAUCUAAUAGACUGUUCUUCUUGGUCUGUAAGAGUUGUGGUUCUACCAGAUCUGUUUCCUCUAUUAAGACCGGUUUCCAAGCUACUGUCGGUAAGAGAAGAAAGAUGUAA
Messenger RNA from Henningerozyma blattae CBS 6284, 861 nucleotides. It is a transcript of the gene SUI3, whose product is annotated as translation initiation factor eIF2 subunit beta. Gene Ontology annotation, biological process: formation of cytoplasmic translation initiation complex; formation of translation preinitiation complex; translational initiation. Bases 1 to 861 code for a protein of 286 amino acids. The transcript has a single exon. Gene Ontology annotation, cellular component: eukaryotic translation initiation factor 2 complex. Lineage: Eukaryota; Fungi; Ascomycota; Saccharomycetes; Saccharomycetales; Saccharomycetaceae. The record is from RefSeq and is a predicted model, not a curated record. Gene Ontology annotation, molecular function: translation initiation factor activity; mRNA binding; translation initiation factor binding.